AUUAUCGUUGUUGUGCCAGCCUUUUGUCUUAAGCCAUAUCUCUCUCUCUCUCUCUCUCUCUACUCACACACACACACAUAUAGCCCGCCAUCAUCUUCCCAAAACAUCAAAUAAUCCAAGACACGACGAGAGAAACCAUAAUGGAUCUCUUCUCUUUCCCAACACUAACAGCAAUUUCAAUCCUCUUCUUGUCACUACUUGUAUGGAUCAGGUCUCAGAAAAAAAUCACCAAAUCACAGAGCCAAAGGCAUGGUAGCACCAGAACCUUCAGGGGCCUUACCCCUAUUAGGCCAUCUUCAUCUUCUUGGAGCUCAAGUUCCUCUCGCCCACACCUUAGCUUCUUUCGCAGACAAGUACGGUCCCAUCUUCACCAUCCGACUCGGGGCCUUCCCUGCCCUCGUUGUUAGCAGCCAAGACGCCAUUAAAGACUGCUUCACCACCAACGACAAAACCCUAGCUGCUCGUCCGAAAUCAAGCCAUGGCGUCCAUCUCGGAUACAACUACGCCGGGUUCGGGUCUGCGCCGGACGGCCCGUACUGGCGCAAAUUGAAGAAGCUGGUCAUGCUUGAGCUCUUAUCAGCCCGCAGACUAGGAGAGUUGAGGCACGUGUAUGAGUGUGAGAUCGAAGUAUUUAUCGGCCAUCUUUACUCGUAUCUCGGAGAUGUUCAUGAAGGUAGAGUUGUGAUGAACCAGUGGUUGGAGCGAUUGACUCUGAAUAUAAUAACGAGGAUGAUUGCCGGGAAGAGAUACUUUGGGGAUUUGCAGGAUGUGGAUAAUGAAGGGGCACGUAGGGUUGUGAAACUGUUAAAGGACUGCUUGCAUAUUUCUGGUGAGUUUGUUCCUUCGGAUUUGAUUCCAUUUCUGGGAUGGUUUGGUGGUGAAGGGAAAGUUCUGAGAUCGAUGAAGAGGAUUGCGAAUGAUUUGGAUUCUCUUCUGUCAAGUUGGGUUGAGAAUCGUGAGAAUCCUAAAGAGUCCACAGAGAAGCAGGAUUUCAUUGACUUCAUGCUCUCUGUAAUUGAAGACGACGACCCUACCUCCGGCUAUACGCGCGACACUAUCAUCAAAGCAAAUCUCUUGAAUCUGAUCUUAGCAGGAGCGGACUCAACCUCCCUCGGCAUGAUAUGGACCCUAGCCUUAUUAUUGAACAACAAACACGUUCUAAAGCGUGCCCAAGAGGAGAUCGAUCAUCACGUAGGCAAGCAAAGAUGGGUCCAAACUUCAGAUAUCAAAAACCUAAUUUACCUUCAAGCCAUUCUCAAAGAAGCCUUAAGAUUAUACCCACCAGGUCCUCUUUUAAUACCCCAUGAAGCAACACAAGACUGUUAUAUCUCUGGCUAUUACGUCCCAAAAGGCACCAGAGUUUUUGCCAACGUGUGGAAACUCCAUAGAGACCCAUCCAUUUGGUCACAGCCUGAGAAGUUCAUGCCUGAGAGGUUUAUUACAGAAAAUAAUGGAGAUGUUGAUCAUGAAGGUCGCCAUUUUCAGUACCUCCCUUUUGGGUCCGGAAGAAGGGCAUGUCCUGGUUCUAGUUUUGCCAUGCAAGUGAGUUUGCUGAGUCUGGCUCGUUUGCUUCAAGGGUUUGAGUUGAAGGCCGUAGGCGAUGAACCAGUGGACAUGAAAGAAGGCUCCAGCUUUACUUUGCCUAAGGAGACUCCAUUGGAAGUUCUCCUCACUCCACGACUUUUGUCUCAUCAAUAUCACUCAUUAUUGUCCUCAAAUUCUUAACUACGACACCAUUUGCAUUCAAUAACUGUUGUAAACAAUAACAUAUAUAUACAUACAUUUUAUGGAGUGAUUAAAA
This is a messenger RNA of Prosopis cineraria, 1801 nucleotides long. RefSeq names its product cytochrome P450 CYP82J17-like. NCBI's taxonomy places the organism in Eukaryota, Viridiplantae, Streptophyta, Magnoliopsida, Fabales, Fabaceae. The record is from RefSeq and is a predicted model, not a curated record. Gene Ontology annotation, molecular function: iron ion binding; monooxygenase activity; oxidoreductase activity, acting on paired donors, with incorporation or reduction of molecular oxygen. Gene Ontology annotation, biological process: defense response to other organism.